This is a messenger RNA of Knipowitschia caucasica, 1317 nucleotides long. The record is from the annotation of a GenBank genome assembly. Lineage: Eukaryota; Metazoa; Chordata; Actinopteri; Gobiiformes; Gobiidae.
AUGACUUACAGGGCAGUUUUUCACCUGCUCGUCCUGGCUCUGCUCUGCUCCCUCUUCGCGGACCAGUCGGAGGGAGCGUGUGCGGAGGUGGACUCGGACACGGAGGCGGUGGCUGGAAAAGGAUUCAAACUCGGCUGCAUCUCCUGCAAACGCCGCAGCGAAGUGAGAGGCUCCGCCACCGUGGAGUGGUACUUCAGACCCAAAGGAGAGGCCGACUUUGUCCACGCCCUGCCCACACUGGACCCACCCACACUGGACCCGUCCACACUGGACCCGUCCACACUGGACCCGCCCACACUGGAGCCGGCCACUGGACCUGCCCCCACUGGACCCGCCCACACUGGAUCCGCCCACACUGGAUCCGCCCACACUGGAUCCGCCCACACUGGACCCGCCCACACUGGACCCGCCCACACUGGAGCCGGCCACUGGACCCGCCCACACUGGACCCGCCCACACUGGAUCCGCCCACACUGGAUCCGCCCACACUGGACCCGCCCACACUGGACCCGCCCACACUGGAGCCGGCCACUGGACCCGCCCACACUGGACCCGCCCUCACUGGACCCGCCCACACUGGAUCCGCCCACACUGGACCCGCCCACACUGGAUCCGCCCACACUGGACCCGCCCACACUGGAUCCGCCCACACUGGAUCCGCCCACACUGGAUCCGCCCACACUGGAUCCGCCCACACUGGACCCGCCCACACUGGAUCCGCCCACACUGGACCCGCCCACACUGGACCCGCCCACACUGGAUCCGCCCACACUGGACCCGCCCACACUGGAUCCGCCCACACUGGAUCCGCCCACACUGGACCCGCCCACACUGGUUGUAACGUGUCUCACCCUCUCUCCACAGAUCUAUUCGUACACGGACGACGGCGGCACGGUGGAGCACGACCACUUCAUGGACCGCGUGGACUGGAACGGCAGCAAACGCAGCAUGGACAUCCAGGACGCCUCCAUCUACCUGCUCAACGUCACCUUCAACGACUCGGGGACGUACCGCUGCUUCUUGAACCGCAUCCUCUCCUACGACAACGACUUCGAGUUCAACAUCGUGAUCAGCAAAGUGGUGCACCUCACUGUGGUCGCCAAAGCGACCAGAGGCACGGCGUCCAUCGUGUCCGAGGUCAUGAUGUACGUGUCCAUCAUCGGGCUGCAGGUCUGGCUCCUCAUCGAGAUGAUUUACUGCUACAGGAAGAUCGCGGCGGCCGGAGAGGAGGCGCUACGGGAAGCAGCAAAUGCUGAAUAUUUAGCGAUAGCGUCGGAAAGUAAAGACAAUAUGGCAGGAGUGCAGGUCGGAGAAUAA